AUGCUCUCCUCUCUCGCCAGUGUAACCAGAAACGCCAGUCAGUUCAAUUAUACAGCUGGCGGUACCUUCCAAGACGCGCUGGCCAGGCAUCGAAUGGCAAAGGGGCUCCCAGCUGUAGCGCUCGAUAUCGGCGCCGGCAAGGACGUCGGAUGUGUGGCAUCAGAUCAGGGCGUGUAUGAGCGCCUGGAGAAAAUGGGAUACCGGCUGCUAGAAGAACAAGAGAUCACGUCCGCCAUUGAAUCGGCUAUUUUCUAUCCCUGUCCACAAGUCAUGGUCGGACUAAAUACCGGUGGCGGUGCUUCUGACUUGAAUCUGGUGGCACGAGAAUCGCACUUCGGCGCCCUGGGCUUUAAUAAAUCGGCCAACGGUAGCAACGCUGCAUCCAAGGCUAGCGGUGGUGUUGUCAAUCUUGCUGGUAAGCUAUCCUCUGCUACAUCGCUAGAAAAGGCAGCCGAGCGACCAGAAACCCCACCUCCCCCUCUAUUGAACGUUCCGUUCCGUCGUGAUCCGGACUUUGUCGAUUGUGGAUCUCUGCUUGAUCAGAUAUACGAAAAAGGGACUAAACCGGGGGCUCGGAUCGCGCUUGUUGGGCUUGGUGGUGUUGGCAAAUCUCAACUUGCGAUCGAAUGCUGCUACCGAAUCCGAGAACGAUCGCCCGGGACGUGGGUUUUCUGGAUCCACGCGAGUAACGUCACCCGUUUCGAACAGAGUUGCCGGGAUAUUGUCGACCGAGUCAAGAUCCCCGGCCGGCAGGACCCAAAGGCACAUACUUUCAAACUUCUUCAUGACUGGCUACACGAUGAGAGAAAAGGAGAGUGGGUCUUGAUUUUCGACAAUGUGGAUGACGAUCAAUAUCUCCAUGAAAUUCCACCAGCAAAACAGGACGGCCGUGAGAGUGUCUCAAGCUGUGCAUCAGAACGACCAAUCUGGGCAUAUUUCCCUGAAAGCUUGAAAGGCUCAAUCAUUAUAACAAGUCGAAGCAGAAAAAUGGUAUCAAGGAUGGUGGAAGUCAACGAUAUCAUCACAGUGGAACCGAUGGAUGACAUCCAUGCAGUAGCGCUUUUUGAGAAGAAGCUCGGAGAACUUGCUGCCAAGGAAGAGAUCAUUCAGCUGACCGCGGCGCUAGACUUUAUACCGCUUGCGAUUGUCCAAGCAGCAGCCUAUAUUAAGAAAAGGGCACCACGCCUGUCGGUUCCUCAAUAUAUGGAAGCCUUUCGAGCUAGCUAUCAUCAGAAAAUUAGUCUCCUGGGUUAUGAGGGAGAGAACAUCCGCAGAGACCGAGAUGCCAAUAACUCCAUUCUUGUCACUUGGCAGAUAUCAUUUGAUUAUAUUAGCAAAACGAGACCAUCGGCAGCAGACUUGUUAUCUCUCAUGAGCUUUUUUGAUACACAAGAGAUUCCCGAAGCUUUGCUUCAGGAAGUCAAAGAGACGAAAGACAGCAUUGGAAGGCUUUAUGCCUUCAAUGCUGAUGAUUCAAACGACAGCGGUGGCCAGAAUAAGGAUGCAAGCGAAUCCAGCAUGCUCGAGAUAUUCGAACAUGAUAUAUUGGUGUUGAGAGACUACUCAAUGAUUACCAUAUGCCCGGAUAUAACGAACUUUAAGAUGCAUCGACUGGUACAACUAGCCAUGCAGGAGUGGCUAAAGACCAAUAAGAAUCUUGAAAGGUGUAAAGAAAAAUUUAUCAGAAAUCUUUACCUCAGCUUUCCGAAGGGAUUAUUCGGAAAUUGGCCAAUAUGCCAGAUGCUGUUUUCUCAUGUGCAGUGUGCAGUCACACAACAACCACACUCUAAAGCUUCGAUAAGCGAAUGGGCGUCGCUACUUCACGAAGCAGCAGUAUUCGCAUGGACCCGGGGGAACUUCGUUGAUAGCAGAACAAUGGCAGACAAAGCAGCAAAGGCAAGGAAUGAAUUAUUCGGGCUGGAGAAUGAGAAGACGAUCGAUAGCUUCGAAAUUCUAGGGUUGGCAUACAAUCUUGGGGGCCAAUGGGAGAAAGCGGAAGAACUCCAGUUACAAGUCUUGAAGAUCCGCAGCAAAACAUUGGGGCUGCAGCAUCCCUCCACUCUCACCAGCAUGGUCAACCUAGCAGCAAUCUACCACGCUAAGGGACAUUGGAAGGAGGCUGAAAAUCUUGCGGUACAAGCGAUCGUGGCCCGCGAACAAUUAGUCGGACUAGGGCACCCUUCUAGUUUGAUCGCCAAGAGCAAUCUAGCAUCAAUUUACCGGGAUCAAGGACGAUGGCAGGAGGCCGAAAGGCUAGGGAUGUUUAUAAUGAGAACCUACAGUCAGAUCUUUGGGGCAGGUCAUCCGAAUACUCUGAGAUCUAUGACUAACCUGGCAACAACCUACUUAGAACAAGCAAAGUGGAAGGAUGCCGAGGAAUUGCUGCUGCGGGUGGUGGAUAUUAGUGAAAAAGUGCUUGGGCAAGAGCAUCCCUCCACCCUAACCAGUAUUGGAAACCUAGCAUCUACCUACUACAGCCAGGGACGAUGGAAUAAAGCCGAGGAUCUCCAAUUGAGAGUAAUGGAUAUUCACAAGCAGGCUUCAGGGCCAGAGCAUCCCUCCACGCUCACCAGUAUGAAUAAUUUGGCCUCAAUCUACCUUGAUCAAGCACGAUGGAAAGAUGCCGAGAAGCUACAGAUACAGAUCAUGGAGAGUCGCAAGCAAUCUUUGGGGCCAGACCAUCCGGACACUUUAGUCACCAUGAACAACUUAGCAAUGACAUACGAAAACCAGGGACAGUUGAAGGAGGCCGAAAGGCUACAAGUGCGGGUGAUGAAGGCCUCCAGUCAGGUGUUUGGGCCAGAGCAUCCCAAAACGCUGACCAGCAUGGCUAGCUUAGCUUUGAUCUACGGGAGUCAGGGCCGAUGGAAAGAUGCUGAAGAGCUCCAGACCAAGGAGCUCAAAUUAUGCUCUAAGGUUGUUGGGGAAGAGCAUCCCUCCACCCUAACCAGCAUUGGCAACCUAGCUUCUACCUACUGCGGCCAGGAACGAUGGAAGGAAGCCGAGGAGCUCCAAUUGAGGGUGGUGGAAAUUCGCAAGCAAGUUCUAGGGCCAGAGCAUCCCUCCACGCUCACCAGCAUGAGUUACCUAGCAUCAAAUCUUUGGAACCAGGGACGAUGGAAAGAGGCCGAAGAACUAGGAGCGCAGGUAACGGAGAUAAGCAAAAGGGUUCUUGGGCCAGAUCAUCCUGAUACUCUCACCAGCAUGGCCAACCUUGCUUAUACAUUGAGGUCAUCAGGUCAAGCCAGAGCUUCAUCAGCACUAAUGGCCGAGUGUGUGCAACUCAUGGUUCGAAGGCUAGGCCCUAGUCACCCAGACACGAGAGCUACAAUGUCUACUCUAGACGAGUGGCGUGAAAUAGAUGGUGAUACGUCUACCUUAUUUACUGAAGUACCGGUUGUGACACCGGGGGAUAGGCUCGGAAGAAUUCGUGAGAAGGAUCUUAGAAUGGUUAUGAAUAAUGGAAGGGAGAAAUGA
Molecule: messenger RNA, 3477 nt
Organism: Penicillium odoratum
Lineage: Eukaryota; Fungi; Ascomycota; Eurotiomycetes; Eurotiales; Aspergillaceae
Product: tetratricopeptide repeat protein
Exons: 3
Coding region: 1-3477 (1158 amino acids)
Cellular component (GO): kinesin complex
Molecular function (GO): protein binding
Source: RefSeq, a predicted model, not a curated record